This is a messenger RNA of Stereum hirsutum FP-91666 SS1, 590 nucleotides long. RefSeq lists its product as uncharacterized. The record is from RefSeq and is a predicted model, not a curated record. Lineage: Eukaryota; Fungi; Basidiomycota; Agaricomycetes; Russulales; Stereaceae. The transcript has 4 exons. The coding region runs from base 35 to 292 and encodes 85 amino acids.
CGCUCUCGACGAUGCUCGGAGUUAGUGAGUUGGAAUGAUGGAUGAAAGAGUUGUACAAGAGUCGCCGGCUGCUACUUGUAUGGGAACGGAUGGAAGGCAGGAUGAAAUGAGGGAAGUGAGAGAUGUAGCAUUAUUGGAAGGUCGUGGGCUUUGGAUCGAAUGGAGAAGGUGGGUCGGACGACAUAGACACCACCCACACCUCCGAUACGCUUUGUCUCGUCCGAUACUGGUUAUGAAUCUCCAUCCUGAAAUAUUGAGAGCUGACACCAUACGUCGCUGGAGCGACCUCUGAGGGGUCUUCAAAGUAGGAGACAGGUAGAGCGACAAAACCUCGAACCCGAUUUCAACCUCGUCAACAUCAGGAUCAAAGGGAUCAAGCUCUCACCUCCACACCGCUGCUAUAUCCACACUACAUCACUCUGGACCUUCUCCGAUUGCCACCAGAUAUCUUACAAGCCACGACCGGAGGUCCACUACCUGCACGUCGCCUUUCCCUCGCUCUGCCGUACCGUCCGUACAUCCUCCGAAUUUCCGGGAUACCCGUUCAAACCAUGCCGUCUGGCUCAGCGAUAAAACGCAGCUGUUUCAUC